Schistosoma mattheei is the source of this 2526-nucleotide messenger RNA. NCBI's taxonomy places the organism in Eukaryota, Metazoa, Platyhelminthes, Trematoda, Strigeidida, Schistosomatidae. The record is from the annotation of a GenBank genome assembly.
AUGAAUUUCUUGAGUAUUCCUUUAAAGAAGUCGGCUCCUGUUGAUUUAUCCAGUAAUUUUCAACAGUUGAUCGCCCUGCAAUAUGGUGCUCCAACCGCAAAUGCUUGCCUUGGUUCACUCGGUGAGUUAUCGUCAAUGCGAACUGUUGCAUGUGUCAAAGGCGAUAACUACAACCCGACAGUCGAAGCAAUCGCAGCGUAUCAUGAUGCAAUGUAUCAAUUAGAAGGACGUCUAAAUGUGAAUGUUGCUUCACGAGUUGAUUUAAGUGGAGCGAUAUUUCUGGAAAAUCUAACAAAAAAAGCUCUCUUAAAUUUGAACGUUCAAAUGUCUUGUUUUGCUAUGGUGCUGCUCACAGUCAACUUGGUGAAUCCUUUGAAAUCUUUCAAGAUUGCUUCCUGCACAUUUGAUUACAUAUCUUCAGACUUGAUGUCUGGGGUUAAAGAUCCUCUACCAGAUUUAACUUCAUCAGCACUAACACUGUUCAGUAAUCUUAUGCUUGCUCAAGCAUAUGAAUGUGUCCUCUCGAAAGCUGAAAAAGAUAAGAAAAAGCCUGCCAUUUUAGCAAGAAUAGCAUCAACCUUGACUAGUCUUUACGAAGAAUGCCUGUCAGAUUGUUCAAGUGGAGCUAAAAAUGUUGUUCCAAAAGAUUGGUCUGCUGUAUUAAGCAUGAAAAAAGGUUUAUAUGAAGCUUUGACACAAUAUCAUCAAUCUAAAGCUUGUUGCGAAGCCAAACAGUACGGGGAACAAGUAGCUCGCAUAUCAUUUGCUUAUGAGCUAAUCAAAUGUGUUGCUCGAAGUAGUUGUUUUCAGAGAAAGAAUUUAGUGGAACAAUUUAAACAAGAAGAAUCAGUUGCAAUAAAAGACAAUGACCAUAUAUAUCACGAAAAGGUACCUCCUAGAGGAAGUCUUGCUCCUGUCGAAAUUGUUGAUGUCAUUAAAAAAAACCCACUCACGUUCCCUUUGUCCUCAUCGAAUACCAAAGAUUACUUCGAAAAUCUACUUCCUAUCGCUGUUACAGAAGCUGUUAACACUGCUAAAGGUGUUCGUGCAUCUCUUAUCGACAGCGAAAUUUGCACGCUACGAGGAGCAUCCACUAAAGUGAAUGAAGUGUUAGCUUCAUACAAUUUCCCGGCAGCAUUACUUGCUAAGGGAUCAAACUCAAUUACGGAUAAUAUUUUAUCCAAAGCUACUUCUAUACGUCGAGAUGGUGGGUCAGAAAAAUUGUAUCAGCAACUAAUGUCGAUACCUGAAUGCGUUCAACGUAAUAAAGAAAUUAUUGAGGCUGAGAAAAGUUCGCUAGAUGAUGAAGAGAAUUCUGAUAAUAGUUUACGAAAACAAUAUGGUGAACGUUGGUCACGGAAACCAUCAAGUGAAUUGAAUAAAUUAUGGCGUUCUGAUAUACAAAAAUGUUUGAAUUUACUUGAACAAACUACGAAAACUGAUGCAUCUCUUUUAGAACGAUAUGAAAAGCAUAAAGAACAUUUUGAAAUAUUAAGUAAACCAGAAGAUGAACUUGAAACGCUUAUUGGAUCAGAUGCAAAAUUUGCCGAAUCUGAUACUGAAGCCAAUAAUGAAGAACUAAGAUCUGAACUAACUCAGUUAUGCAACAAACUAGAAUUAAUUAAGACGGAAAGAAAUGAUCUAAUAGAACAGUUGAAAUUAGUUGAUUAUUCACCGGAUCUAGUUAAAAAGCUAUUGACGUACUAUAGAGAACAUAAUGAAACAGUUGAUUUACAAAUUGCUACUGAUAUGCUUGAUGAAAAAAUGGUGUCUGUGCGUGAACUUAUUCAAGAAAAUCUAAAUAAACAAGAAAGUUUAUUAAAUGACUUACAAACCAAAGCUGAUAUGUUUUACGGUGGGUCCGAUGGUAAUUCAAAAGACAAAGGACUAUUGACAAUGCUUAAUCUGGCUGCAGAUGAGUAUUCUGCACUUAAGGAAGCUGUUAGUGAUGCCACGAAAUUUUACGCUGAGCUUACUGAGAUUUGUGUGAAUACCCAGUGUAAGAUUGAAGAUUUCUGCGCUGCACGUACUACUGAGAAAAAUGAAUUAAUGUCUGAUAUUACAACAAAUAUAAGCCGGGUUCGUGUUUCAGACCAACAAGUCUUUCCGAAACCAUCUGUCCCUACUCGACCUGAACCAUCUUAUGCUAACCGUGUCAACCCUGUUCCUCCCGCUCAUCCUCAAGUUCCAAUGCCAACACCAACAAUUCCCAUGAUGAAUAAUACCACAUAUCCGAUGCCUCCACAAGCAUGGAAUCCUCAAGGCUAUCCUGUGAUUCCUCAACCUUCACCAUAUGGAAUGGCUCCUUAUCCAGCAAUGUAUCCAUUCUAUGGCGCUUAUCCUACAAUGCCAAUGCCUCCAAAUGCAGCAUUUUCUCCCCCUAACAUGAUGCUUCCUGCUCAUUCAAUGGGUGGUAAUGGUGCUUUUCCUAGUGUUGGUGGAGGCAAUACUGACGCACAUGCUCCCCUUGCUGGUGGUGGUCUUCAGGGACAAUAUCUACCUGGACAACCUUCUGCACAGCCUUAA